AUGCCCCAUCUUGUGCACGAAAGAAUAGACGACAUCUGGGCUUCGCCCCUGCUAGAGAAUAGAUGGUCAGAGUCCUCGUUUCCACCCUCACGAUCAAUAGGCGAGGAUACCUCGCAGUUGCAAUUUGCCAUUGCAUCCUCGAAUUCUUCUAACUCUACGUAUUUGACCCCAUACUCGUCAAAUUCUACUUUGCCGAAGAUGCCUGGUUCAUUGGACGUCUCGUCAAAUAAUCCACUUACGUUGCCUCUUGAAUCGCACACGCUUCGGGCUUCCAUGAGUCUUGUCGAUAUUCACCCUCCUUUAGCGAAAGAACUGUUUAAUGCAGCAUUUAGAUCCUGCUGGACAGAACUCUAUGAUCAGUAUCAAGAAGGCCUCGUGCGAUCCAUUGAAUGCGCCAUCACCACCACCACUGCUCCGUCUGAUCUCGUGCACCGACUGCUUAGCUUAGCUGAGUUCAUGGAACACGAGGAGAAGACACUCCUCAUCGAACAUCGCACUCUGGGAGAGUAUGCCAUGAGGUUCCAUGCCUACGCGAAAGCUCUUCACUACAAGGAGCGUGAGUCCUUUACUGAAACUUCCCCGAAUAUCAUCGAAGCAUUGAUCGGAAUCAACACCAAGCUACAGCAACACGACGCCGCUUGGGUGACUCGGAGGGCUGGGCCUGUGAAGGACAACCCAAGACCAUUCGCCUUUAGCAAAUCCCUAGCAAACCCUAGUAGCACUGCCGGGCCCGCGUUAUUCGGUGCUCCAGGACCGGCAGCCUCGCAGCACUCCUCGGAUUCUGAAAAUGAACCAAAUCACGAUGAUGUUAUGAUGGACUCAGAAGGACCUACUUUUGGAGUCGACUCAAGAUCCCAACAUGAUGUUCUGCAGGGACCCACACUUUGUAGGAAGCAGAUUCCAAGACUUUUCAAUGACCUCGAACAUUUGACUGAAGAUCUCAGUGACGUCAAUGAAGUUGAUGUCUCAUCGCCGCCAAUCCGAUCGAGAAUUCAACGCGUUCUGUUAACGCUAAGAGAUACCCUCCAAACACCCUUCAACUUGUUUGGAAUCUGCCGCCUAUACCCUCGCCGUCCCUCCUUCGAGCCUGAUAAAUUCGUCCUGUCUUCAUUACUUGCUAGGUCGUGCCCGAUAAUUGUUCAAGGACCCGAUUCUCAGACGCAGGUGUUGCCACCACCCUAUCCGUUUCCCAAUAUGUCCAUCUAUCGCCUGAUCACCUGGAUGAAUUCAGGCAGUCAUCGAAAAUCUGAAGCUGAGGUCCAGCGCCUUGUGAAAGAAGUUAUACAGGCGGACGACUUUGACGUCGAAGAUCUUGAAGGGUUCUCAGUGAGAAGAAGCUUGCGAGAAUUAGAUAGAGGCGACGGCAAGGGGAAGGUUACCUUCCCAGAUGACUGGAUUGAGGCCGAUGUCACUGUUACCAUCCCAACAAAGUCAAGGGAGGAAGGAUCUAAAACGUAUACUAUCCCUGGAUUUCACUAUCGUCCUCUUGUCGAAGUAAUCCAUGCUGCUUUUGCAGAUAUCCAAGCAAGCGCAUUCCAUCUCAUGCCUUUCAAACGGCUAUGGAAGGAUCCAUUGGACGACCGUCAGGAACGAAUAUACGAUGAACUCUAUACCUCCAAUGCCUGGCUGGAAGCGCAGGACAACCUCCAGAAACUGCCAAAGGAACCCGGUUGUUCUUUAGAACGCGCCAUAGCAGGUCUCAUGUUCUUUUCGGACUCAACUCACUUAGCAAACUUUGGAACUGCAAAGGCUUGGCCGUUGUACCUAUAUUUUGGAAAUCUAACGAAGUAUGUGCGGUCGUCACCGCAAUCGGGCGCAUGCCACCUAGUGGGAUUCUUCCCUUCCCUUCCGGACAGUAUCAAAGAUUUGUUGAGCACAAUAUCUCGUAUAUCAAAGACUGGUAUGGCCUCACUUCAAACACACUGCCGAAGAGAAUUGUUUCACGCAUGCUGGGAAAUCUUGCUUGAUGAAGAAUUUCUUCAAGCAUAUCGCCACGGUAUCGUUUUGAAAUGUCCGGAUGGAGUGCUGCGGAGAAUAUUUCCCAGAAUCUUCACGUACUCGGCUGAUUACCCAGAGAAGUGCAUUCCUUUACCUUGA
Suillus fuscotomentosus is the source of this 2097-nucleotide messenger RNA. RefSeq lists its product as uncharacterized. Lineage: Eukaryota; Fungi; Basidiomycota; Agaricomycetes; Boletales; Suillaceae. The coding region runs from base 1 to 2097 and encodes 698 amino acids. Gene Ontology annotation, molecular function: protein serine/threonine kinase activity. Gene Ontology annotation, cellular component: nucleus; TORC1 complex; TORC2 complex. The transcript is spliced from 6 exons. Gene Ontology annotation, biological process: negative regulation of macroautophagy; protein phosphorylation; TOR signaling. The record is from RefSeq and is a predicted model, not a curated record.